This is a messenger RNA of Acanthopagrus latus (yellowfin seabream), 3486 nucleotides long. It is a transcript of the gene ncstn, whose product is annotated as nicastrin. Lineage: Eukaryota; Metazoa; Chordata; Actinopteri; Spariformes; Sparidae. The transcript has 17 exons. The record is from RefSeq and is a predicted model, not a curated record. Gene Ontology annotation, biological process: Notch receptor processing; protein processing. Bases 221 to 2326 code for a protein of 701 amino acids. Gene Ontology annotation, cellular component: membrane.
GAAGUGUUGGGAGGAGGAAAAUUAGUUUAUUACGCUAACGUAUUAUUUACUUGACCUGAAAGUAAUAUUAUAAAAGACGGAAAAACUUAUAACUACGCUGCAGAGAUUCAGACCUGCCAUUUUGACUGCCCCUCGGUCAGGAGACCGGAACCAAACAGCGGAACCCGGACGUUUUCCAUGUCAACACUCGCUGUUGUGUUCUGCUUUCUAAACCAGGAAGAUGGAUUUGUUGUCGAUCAAAUGGAUUGUUAAUUUGAUAGUUUGUUGGCUUUUCAUCGGUGUCGGCUGUAAUUCAGUGGAAAAGAAGAUUUAUGUGCAUCUCAAUAACACUGUCCCAUGUGUGCGACUGCUCAAUGCAACACAUCAAAUAGGCUGCCAGUCCUCUUUAUCUGGUAAUGUGGGUGUUCUCCAUGUGCUUGAGUCAGAAGAAAACCUGGACUGGGUCCUGAAGUCUGGUCCCAAUCCUCCUUAUCUGGUUAUCCUGGAGUCCCCACUCUUUACCAGAUCCAUCAUGAUGAAGCUGAAGAACGGCUCCAGCAGGGUGGCAGGCGUUGCUGUUGUGGCGCCCAAUGCAAACCCGCCCAAGGGCUUCUCCCCACAUACCACCUGUCCCAACGAGAACACAGGUGUGUAUUCGGAGGACUAUGAUCCAGCCCUCGCCCAUUGUAAUGUGACCGUGUGGAACCCUUUGGGAAAUGGUUUAUCAUAUGAGGAGUAUGACUUCCCCAUCUUCUCAAUGAAAGAUGACAAUGACACUCAGAUCAUACGGCAGUGUUACUUGGAUCAUAACCGCGCUGUGAAUGGCAGCCUUCCUCAGUACCCGCUGUGUGCCAUGCAGCUGUACUCCCACAUGUCCGCCGUCACUGACACGGCCACCUGCAUGAGGAGGAAUGACAUCAACUUCAGCAUCAGCCCAGAGAUGGUUUGUGACCCUCUGGGUGACUACAAUGUUUGGGCCUCCACCAGGCCCAUCAACAACACAGCCAAGGGCCACAAGAUGUUUGAGAGUGUGGUCAUAGCAGCAGCCAGGUUGGACAGCAGAUCUUUCUUCUUCGACAUCGCUCCAGGAGCAGAGAGCGGAGUAUCUGGCUUCGUCACUCUACUGGCGGCCGCUCAGGCCCUACGAAAUGCCACCCAGGAGGCUCAACCUAACCGCACCAUCCUCUAUACCUUCUUUCAAGGGGAAACCUUUGACUACAUCGGCAGUUCGAGGAUGGUCUAUGAUAUGCAGAACAGUGACUUUGCUGUGGACCUGGACAAUGUUCACUCAGUGUUGGAGAUUGGACAGGUGGGACUUCGUGCUGACUCCAAGCUGUGGCUUCACUCUGAUCCAGUGUCGAGGAAGAACAGCAGUGUCAACAACGAGGUGAGAAAGCUCAUUGUAAACCUUCAGACGGCUUCAGGAGGUUUGAACGUCUCAGUGGAGGAGCCACGUUUCUCCCAGCCUCUCCCACCGUCGUCCUUCCAGCGUUUCCUGCGAGCUCGGCCAAUCCCUGGCAUUGUUAUUGAGGAUCACCAGUCUGCUUUCAGCAACAGGUUCUAUGAGAGUAUGUACGAUAAUGCAGAAUACCUGAACGUAUCUUACCCACCAAACAUGACUCCAGAGGAGCAGCUCGAGUUUGUCACUGAAACUGCGAAGGCUCUCACCGAGGUGGCCACCAUGGUGGCUCGGGCGCUCUACAUUCAGGCAGGAGGAGCAGAAACUCAGCUGAGCAGCAUUAACGCAGACCCUCAAACAGUGACCCGAAUGCUUUAUGGUUUCCUUGUUCGAUCAAAUAACUCCUGGUUCCAGCAGCUUAUUCCCUCUGACCUUGCGAGCCAUCUGGCUAACAGGCCAACAAACUUCUAUGUCGGCGUGGCCCAGCAGUCCAGUGAACCGACCCUCCUGGUUCAGUACCUGUUGGCUAACCUGACUGGUAGCACUAUCAACAUCACUCAGGAGAACUGCCAGAACCAGAGAGAGGAUGAGGAGGACAAAGAGAGCAAACAUAUGUACUACUAUAUGUGGGUUCAAGGCGCGGCGCCCCCCAACAGCACACAGCGGGAGAGUUACUGCGUACGCUCCACGGUCCGUCUCUCCAAAGCGCUGUCCCCAGCCUUUGACCUGCGGGAGUACACCUCCACAGAUUAUUCAACAUGGACAGAGUCCAGGUGGAAGAGCAUCAAAGGACGCAUAUUCCUGGUGGCCAGUCACGACUUGGAGAUGUUGACGCUGGGUGUAGGUGUUGGCGUGCUGAUAACAUCCCUGAUACUGACAUACAUUAUCAGCUCGAAGGCUGACAUGCUCUUCAGCGCGGGGAGGGAGCCGACCAAUGCCACCUACUGAUCCACACGGAGACUCCACAGGCCUACGACCACUACUACUACUAUUACUACUACAACUACUACUUCUAUCCAUGGACAUGGACAGGCUCUCUUUUCUUUAAAUCACACAAGUAGGUACAGGUUAGACACAGCAGCAGUGGGAGGGUUUUUUUUUUAGUCAACGACUCCAUGUUUAUGGACUCACCGAGGUGAGGCGUGACAUGAGGACUGGACUGGACUGGAUUGGAUUGGCCUGGAUGGAUCUGGACUCAUCAGGGUCAGAAAACACUGGUCAGGCACCAGCAGGCCCUGCCAGUGAAAAGAUGUUUAUAUUCAUUUUUGUUUUCCCUUUUUUUUAAUUGUAAAAAAAAAAAGAAUGUUUUUGUUUACUGUGUCAUGGGAUAGGCACUAAACAUUGAGCAUUAUUUUGAGUGUGUGAUUGUGAAUAUGUAAAUGUGAGAGUAUGUGUGAGAAAUUGACAGUGUGUAUGAACACAGGAUGUGUGUGUGUGUGUGUGUGUGUGUGUGUGUGUGUGUGUGUGUGUGUGUGUGUGUGUGAGCACGCGUGUGUGAGGAUUGCGAUGGUAUGUGCAAUACUGUAGCCGUCUUCUCUGUCAGUGUAGUUAACUUAUCAAUCAGUUCUAAUGAUAAGGAACCACUUUUUGCGUCAAUGAACAAGUAGUUAAAUUUAAGGUUUUGCAGAAUCUGGAAAUGUGUGGUGAAGUAUUUUGAUAAGUUUUAGGUCCUGGGAUGUUGAUCCUAGAUAUUUAUAUUGUUCAGUCCCAGUACACAUAACUACACGUGUUUGUAGUUGUACAGUAGAUCCACUGCAGUUUCACGUAUUGUGAUAUUUGUGUGGCAAAGAAGAAUUUCCUGAGGGGUCUGGCACGGCUGACAAACACUUCACUUCAGCUUCAUAUCGAACAGCUGCCAAAAAUCAAAGUCGAAUCCAGUAAGAAAAUGUUGUUUCGACACUUAAAAUGCGCUGGUACUGUGGCUGUGCACUCUUUUUUGGGUUUGUAUUUUUUUCACAUGGUUUCUUUUAAUGAUAACCUCUGAAAAUUGUGACAACAGGCAAGAUGGUUUUAAUUUGUUUUUUGAUGGAUGUUCAUUUAAUGGCUGGAAUCAAUGACCAAUUGUGAUGCCUUGAUGAAGAAAUAAAUAUUGCUUCUUUUCCAGUUUA